Molecule: messenger RNA, 1170 nt
Organism: Andrographis paniculata
Lineage: Eukaryota; Viridiplantae; Streptophyta; Magnoliopsida; Lamiales; Acanthaceae
Product: RING-H2 finger protein ATL22-like
Exons: 2
Coding region: 1-1068 (355 amino acids)
Molecular function (GO): polysaccharide binding
Source: RefSeq, a predicted model, not a curated record
AUGGCAAUGGCAGCCAUUCUUGGAGCCCUUGCCUUCAUCACUUGUCUUCUCACAACCUCAGCCAAUGCUUGCCCAUCUUCUUCCUGUGGAAACCUCACCAUAAACUACCCUUUCAAACUACAAGACACACAGACAGACAACAAUUGCUCCUACUUCAACCUCUCCUGCACUUCCGACGGAUUUGCCACGCUGGCCCUCCCCCACGCCGGAUCCUUCUACGUUCGCUUCAUUGGUACGUCAUUCAUACAGCUCUUCGAUCCCGGGAAUUGCCUCAUGGCACGCCUGAUGCAAAACCUCGACUUCUCUGAUUCUCCUUUUGACGCCAUUGGCUAUGAGAACUACACAUUCUACACGUGCCCUUCCGACGACUACAUAUUGAACAAGUACAUCUACCCCAUCGACUGCCUCAGCAACUCCACGGAUUCAACCAUUGCCAGCGCCUACUUUUUGCCGGAAGAACUUAUUGGGACCGGUUGCCAGGUGAUCGGCAGCCACAUGCUCCCGGUUAUGUUCCAGCGCCAAUUCGAAUUCGGGGGUAUCUUCAGCGAUCUUUAUCUCACGUGGAACGAUAGAGUAUGCAGCGCCUGUGAAAUGCCAAACGAACAGCCCUCGGAUGGAGUUAAAAAUAGCCCAAUUGGGGAUGGAGAUGGCUCCAACGGCAAAACAUGGGCUAAGUUUAGUACGUCGCCCUUCUUGUUCCCGGCCUUAAUAGCAAUGUCGAUUGUAGUAGGCGUUUGCGCGAUGAUGGCCAGAAAAAUGGCAGCCAGUAGCAGGAACGACGGCAUUCUUGAUUUCCCGAGCGGCGAGGACGGUCAGCCAUCGCCGGCAGCGGCAAGAGGAUUGGACGAGUCGAAGAUCAACGCGUGCACAGAGCUGGUUGUUCUUAGGACAAAUCCAGAAGAGUUCAAUGCAUGUUCGAUAUGUUUGGAAGGUUAUUGUCCUGAAGAGCAAUUAAGAAGCAUUGCUAAAUGUCAGCACAGCUUCCAUGCUCAAUGCAUAGAGCAAUGGUUGAGUAAAAGCACCACUUGUCCUGUUUGUAGAACCAUACUUUCUGACCUUCAUUCUUAAGACUUUCGUUGUUUUCGACAGCAUACGGACGGGGCUGUGUAUGUGUGUUAUAAAUAUGAAUCUUUAUUAAAUAAAGAUAGUAACGAACAACAACGGAAUAUC